UAGCAGAAUAAUCACCGGUUUCCAUUACUCAAACGGAUACACUUGUGGAAAAAUAGAGGUUCAAGACAACUCAGUUGUUGGAAGUCAAAGCAUUAUUCUCCCUGGUUCUCAUGUUGAAAAGAAUGUCAUUCUAGGAGCACUUUCAAUUGCUCCAAUGAAUUCCAUACUCCAUGAAGGUAGCAUGUACAUUGGAUCUCAAACAAGGGUUAUUACCAAAAAACCCACAAGUGGUUUAGAUGAACGAAUAGAAGAGAUGGACAUGGCUUACAAGAAAGUAGUAAGUAACUUGUCUGCAAAUUUAGCCACCACAACCAUGAAUGCUAAGGCAAGAUAUUUCCACAGAAUUGGAGUUAGUGGAAAAGGGUACCUAAAAAUGUAUGACAAAAUUGAUGGAAUUCCAAUGCACAAGAUUUUCCACCCUGGAAAGAGCUACCCUAUCUUGAUCCGACAUAGCAAUAGCUUGAGUGCUGAUGAUGAUGCAAGAAUUGAUGCCCGCGGUGCAUCUCUGAAGAUACUCUCUGAUGAACCCGGUUCUAACAAUGCUCUCUUUGAUCUUACAUUGAAGACAGGCAAGGCAUUUUAUGCAAGAACUUUGGCUGAUUUUGCAAGUUGGUUUGUGUGUGGACUUGCUGCAAGAGAGGAACUAGUCAAGAAAUUCCCACAUCUUCGUGAAGCAGUGUGGAAUUCUCUUAGAAAUGCUAACUCAUAUGCUGAAUUGCAUUACUACUCCAACAUUUGCAGGCUCUUGCGCUUCAAUGAUGGACAAGAAAUGUACGUGAAGUUCAAGUUGAGACCCUAUGACAAAAGCAUUGGUGAGAACACAGGUAUGGUUAAGCCAAUUGGGAUUCUUCCACCAGAAACAGGUGCUAUUCCAAGGGAUGAAAAUGAUAAACGCCCUCUUCUUUUCCUUGCGGAUGAUUUCAAGAACCGCGUGAGUUCACCAGGUGGAGUUCAUUAUGUUUUCCAAAUCCAAGUUCGACCGGUGCCGGAUGAUGAAGCCACACGUGAUGUUGCUUUGGAUUGCACAAGACCAUGGGACGAAAAUGACUUCCCUUACAUUGAUGUUGGAGAGAUCAAUAUCACUGAGAAUCUUUCUAAGGAAGAAUCAGACAUGUGUGAGUUCAAUCCUUAUCUCAAAAGCCAUGAGUUAGAUGUUAUUCCUGCUACUUCGAACUCUCAAAGUGCUUCAAUGGAUCAUGGUCGUUCAUUGAUCUAUGAGAUUUGCCAGUAUGUUCGCAACAAGCGACCGCUCCCAGAAUCUUGGAGGAACCUUAUUGAGCAAUCCGCGGUUAAGGUUGACUUAUCAUGUUGUCCAAUGGCGGCGGCGGCAUCAUUGCCUAAAAAGCAGCCACAAAAAGUAACAUUGGCAAGAACUUGGAUUAAGAUUGGUGAAGAUGGGUUUGUUGGGAGUAGAGCAGUGGUUAUGCCUGGUGUUCAUGUGAAGAAUGAGGGAAACCUAAGUGCCUUAACACUUGCCAUGAAAGGUGAAAUCAUUAGGUCAAGAUAAACACACGUAAUCAUGGUUUUGAAUUGCGGUUGUUGUUGUAGUUGUCGUUGCAUGCAUUGUAAAACUAUGAAAAAUUUACU
This is a messenger RNA of Arachis duranensis, 1587 nucleotides long. RefSeq lists its product as uncharacterized. Bases 155 to 1507 code for a protein of 450 amino acids. The record is from RefSeq and is a predicted model, not a curated record. Lineage: Eukaryota; Viridiplantae; Streptophyta; Magnoliopsida; Fabales; Fabaceae. Gene Ontology annotation, molecular function: catalase activity; heme binding. The transcript has 2 exons. Gene Ontology annotation, biological process: response to oxidative stress.